Molecule: messenger RNA, 5168 nt
Organism: Penaeus chinensis
Lineage: Eukaryota; Metazoa; Arthropoda; Malacostraca; Decapoda; Penaeidae
Product: dystrophin-like
Exons: 15
Coding region: 110-2209 (699 amino acids)
Biological process (GO): synaptic signaling
Cellular component (GO): plasma membrane
Molecular function (GO): protein binding; zinc ion binding
Source: RefSeq, a predicted model, not a curated record
GUCGCCCAUUCAAACCUCGCGUCCAAAACAGAGCGAGUGACGGCGAUUAUGUGACCCUCUCUUCUCGCUUCUUUUCCACGGUUUACGAGCUCCCGAGGCGUUGGCGAAGAUGGUGGAGACCUUAGAGGGGCGUGUCUUGGACGACUGGAUGAAGGCCAGGACCAACACCGGUAUUCCUUAUUAUGUGAAUCACAGCCGAGGUGUUACGCAAUGGGAUCAUCCAGAGUACGUUCGAAUUAUGGAGGAGGUUCAUGCUGUCAAUUCCGUCAAAUAUGCCGCCUACCGAACAGCGUGCAAGCUUCGCAGACUACAGACAAGACUUAAGUUACACGAGGUAUCACUGCAAUGUGUGGCCUCAACAUUCGACAGUUGUGGCUUCCGAGUGGCUGAAAACAUCGACUUGAUAGAAGUGAAGCAAGUUGAACACGUUAUUCAGCAGAUUCUGCGGACCACAUACAAAAGUCGCCAUGUUCAUAUAACCCUUGCCACACAGCUUACAUUGAAUCUCCUCCUAAACGUCCUUGACAAAAGUCGAAGUGGAAUGCUGCAGGUUUUGGGAUGCAAGGUGCUCAUGGUGGUGAUGUGUGCGGGGCGUUUGCAGGAGAAGUAUCGUUAUCUUUUCACACAGGUCGCUGAUCACAACAACUGUUGCACAAGGAGAAGAUUGGCUGCCAUCCUCAGAGACUUAGCACGCAUUCCAGAAUUACUCUCAGAACAACCAUCCUUUGGCAUGUCUCUAGUGUCGGCUGCAGUCGAGAGCUGUUUCCGAGAGGUUGAGGGUGAGGUUGGGGUCACAGAAGAGGUGCUGUUGGCCUGGCUGCUGCAGGAACCCCAGACGCUCGUGUGGUGGACGACUCUCUACAGACUUACUGCUGCAGAGCUUGUAUGUCACGACGUGAAGUGUGGGGUGUGUAAACAGCGACCAAUAAUCGGGCUUCGAUAUCAGUGUUUGCGGUGCAUAGGCUACAACCUGUGUCAGGACUGUUUCCUUCAUGCCAGAACUUCACGCAGACAUAAACUGACCCACCCAAUUCAGGAGUACUGUCAUGAGACAACGGGGAAAGAGUGGAGGCGUGCUCUGUUGAAGAUGGUGCGCAACAGAUUUGGAGGAAGACAAGGGUACAAUAAGCAACGAUACUUAGCCAUUGCCUCUAGUCCUGAGUCUGGGUGUGACUUGACCAGUCUGCUGUGUGAAGCCGGAGGUGUUCAGCCAUGGUGUGAGAACAGUGAAGACGAGAUGGAGGACGAAGAGGAACUCAUGUCUCGCACAAUCCUCCAUCCUUCAGAGGACAACGACUCCAAUCAUUCGGGAGAAGGAAAUAGCGGGGACAGCGGCAGAGGAAGCCGAGGAAACGGAUCUCCGGCCGAACCCACCAUAAUGCCAACCACUCCACGGCAGCAGAUACACUCGGUGAUCAUGCACCUAGAGGAGGGACACAGGCAAUUGGAAGAGGACGCGAAUGGUAACAUGCAGAAGAACGUGGAAGAGCACACCCAGCAGUUGCAAACACAGAUCAACAGACUCAAAGCAAUCCUGCAGACCUAUACUUCAACAAAAGCAGCACCACAGAUCAAGCCUGGAGGAGCCAGGGCAAGUGUGAGGGGCCUUCCUCGACUAGAGAGCACACCCAUAGUGGGGGAGCGAGGCCUGCUCCUCAACCUGUCUCCUAUUGUCAAGCAACCCAGUGCUGAUGACACAGCCAUGUUAGACAACAAGGAGAACCAUCUGGUGGAGAACCCUGAUGGAACUCCUGUCAAAGAGAGCAGAAGUAUACAGCCUAUGAGGAUGCCUUUCACUCCAAGACUAAAUGGAAUCCCUCAGCUUGGCACUCCGAAUGGCAACACCCAAGAAACUCAAGACAUUGCUGCAUCAAGAUCAAUCCCACCACCAACGCGACUUCCAAGCUUCACAGAGGUCAAUUUCAGUGACCUGACUUCAUUGACCUCUGCCCCCUCAUCCGUGGCCACAUCACCGAGGGUUGAGGAAAGAGCAGCGAACGGGAUCUUUGGGGAUGAUGUAGCGCCUGACGUCAGAGAAGAACUGGAGAACAUAUUACACCAGUUGGAUCAGAUCUUUCCACUCUGUAAAUCGGAGAACACAAAGGCAGCAGAACCAGAUAGUGCAGGUGUGGUAGAAGCUGCGUGCGAGCUUGGAGAUGUUUUGGCUGAGUAUGUGAACACUGUCCCAAGCUCAACUGCCUGUGUAUAGGAAGAAACAGGCGAAAUAGCGUGUGACAAGCAGUGGAAAGCUGUUUACCAUUUUGUCGAGUAGAUGGCCACAGAAUUAGUAUUGCGCAGAUUUUUAAAUUCAAAGCCUUACAGUUUUGUAAUGUAAUUAUUGUAUGGCAGAAGCGAUCGCAUCGGUCUCAUGGAAACAAUAUAUAAACGUAUGGAAGAAGAAAAAACAAUGUUAGACUGAUGAUACUUAUGAGUCUUGGAUAUUACCAGUGAUAUUACGUAAUUGUAAAAUAGUGCGAGUGAUUUUCAAAAUUUGAAUUGUUUUUGACUAUGCAAUCUGUGAUUACUUGUUUGUUACCCUAUUUAUAUAUCAAACCAAAUAUUGAGAUGUUUAAGAAUUUAGUCUUCCUCUUUUGAAUUACGAUAAAUUUGUAUAUCAUCUUUAUCUGUCUCAUUCACUGAAAGUCCGUGUAAUCUGCAUAUAUUUAGGUUAUUUUUCCAUAUGUUGAAAUGCAUACUGGGGGAAAUGGGAGGUUUUGUAUAUACUUGCGUGCCCUCUUUUUUUUAUGUAUUUGCUUGUUCAUAUUUAUACUUAUGAAUGCUGUUAUCUGAAGUAGUUAAGGUCAGUAAUUUUUUUUUUUUUUUUUUUUUUUCUGAUUUUGGGUUUAAAGCAACCAGAUAGGUACUUACUAUUAAUUACAACAGUUAUUAUAUGUAUAUAGAAUUUCCUAUCAAAAUUACAGUGUUGUUCGUCUGUAUACGUCUGUGUAUUACACUUCGUUGGAAAUGAUAUUUGAUGAAUGAUUGUAGAAAAUGCUAAGAUUAAUAACAGUAUUAAUGAAGCUAUUCAGAAAUAUGAAGGGUUUCUUUUCCAUUUUCUGUCAAGUAGUUUGUUUACUGUCUUUCCCUUUCAGUCUUUCUUUCUCUCUACUUCGUCAAAUUCUGUGAUUUGAUACAAUGUGACUUUAGUGCAUUCUUUCUUUUUUCUGUCAAGCUGUUCUCUCUCUUUCUCUAACACUCUCUUUCUCUCAAUCUCUCUCUCUUUCUUUCUUUUUCUUUUUCUUUUUCUUUUUCCUUUUCCUUCUCCUUAAUUUUCUUCAUCUUCUUUUCCUUUAAGUAUUGCUAUUUGGUUCAUGUCUCAGUUCAGAUUUGUUAAAUUAUAACUUUUUGUGUGUUUGUGUGUUUUGUUUCAAAUUUGAUAAUCAAUAUAACUCUAUAGUUCUAUAUUUUUUAUCUAAAAAAAAAUGUAUUAUGGAAAUAUGUGCAAUGAUAGACAAUUCACCAAUGACACUUUAAUCUUCCAUGACAAAGUGUGAGAAAUAAAUACCUUGAAUUCAGAAGCAAUUUUAGUGAUAUAACAGGUGUUGAUGGUAAUGCAUUUGUGUUAAAUAGUUGUUUGACGUUGGUAUUGCAGUCUGUCAUUUCUUUCUUCCGUCUUUUUUUGCUUUCUUUCUUUCUUUCUUUCUUUUGUCUGCCUGAAUAGUGAUAUUGUGCAAACGGUUCAUGGGAUGUUGCCUCAGGAUGCUGGGUGUCCAAUUCCGAAUCUGUAGCCAGCCGAGGGUGAUGUUAGAGCCGUUAGAUUGAAGGCAAGAUAAGCCAGCGUAUCUUUUUCCGAGCCAAAGAAGUGUUGUCGUAGAAACGUGAGAUACACUUUCUUUCUUUAAGUUUGUAAAUUGUUAGUCAUAAAUUAGUGUUAAUUGGGAUUAUAUAUACUAUCUAUUCCAUUUUCUCCUCUCCUCUUCCUCCUCCUCUUUAUUUGUUAGUCUUUUUAUUUUGAACAUCCAUAGAAAUUGCAGUUAAGAGUGUAUCUGUAAUUUGCAAACUCCAAUGCCAACCUACAGUAAACUAUGAAAUAUUUAACUGUGCAUGUAAGCUGCAUGAUUUUUUUUUUUUUUUAUGCAUGUUGAUCAAAACUUUAUUCAGAAGCAUGAUUUUAAACAUUAAAUCUUGAUCUGAUGCCACUUACUUUGCUUGGAAUGGAUGUGUACCAUUCUUGAAUACAUUAUUAAAUAGCAUGUUAAAAGUAUAUAUUUGCAUAAAGUUGUAUUCCUCGCUUAUUCAUUUGUGCAUGGAUUGAUAAAGGAUAUAGAAAUGGCAGAUUAUAUUAGUUUUCCCUUAUAAAGGUGGUUUGUUGUUAUAUUUUUAUGGUAGUUGGACUUCCAAGUAUUCUGUUGUGAACAAAUGUGUGUAAUGUAUAAAUAAUCUGACCAGGCAUGUUGGAAUUCAGAAUAAAUUUGGCACAAUAUAUUACUGUUAUUAUUGAAAAUGUUAAUACGAAGGGAGAUGAUGAUAAGAUGAUAAGUAGAGAAUGCUUUCCCAUAAUUUGGACUUACUGAUACUCUGGAAGAUGCAUAUACAAUGUCCAUCAGUUUGAUCUUAUCGUUGAUUUUCUCCCCGAUGUCUUCCGUGACUAUAAUUCUUCUGCUUAAGGAAUUAUUUGUACUUCAAUACAAAGUUGGUUGACUUGUAUAUCGUGAGAAUAGAUUGGAGUUAUAUGCAGUGAUGUGAGACAUCUCUUGCUGGGAAUGACACAGAUUGGCUAAAUAUGUAGUAUAUAUAUAUAAAAUGCCCGUGUUUAUUUUUCCAUAUACUGUAGUUUUCUGAUUUUCUACUUUUGUCUAUGUGUUUUCAUAUCUUGUAGGCAAAAGAGAGCUGUAUUUCCUGUCAGUUAAAAGUUUGUAGGAGGUAGCAGUUCAAGGCAAUAUUACACUGUAUUUUAGCACAAAGUUGAGCACAAAUUGUAUAGUUUUGAUAACUAUCUGGAAUGUUUUGUGUAGUGGGUUGAAUUAGAAAAACUGUGAAUUGGGUCAAAAUAAGAUGUUUGUAAAUACAAAUGUACAUUUUCAUAUAUGAAACUAUAUAUUUUUUGUAAGGAAACUACAUAUCAGUAGAUUUGAUACUGUGUUAGUUGAAAAUGUGUAAUGUAUUUUCAUUUUUUUAUUGUAUAGGGACGUUCAAUUUCACCAAAAAUAAACACAUUCCAAAAUUUA